CAAGGAGAAGCAUCAUUGGUUUGGCAUCACACAACCAGGCUAUACACUUUUAUACAACAAACAGGUUAUUGGCAAACACUUGACUGAUGAUAUGGAAUAUUCAAACAUUUUGAUCAACAUUUUCCUAUAACUGUCAUUUAUCAUUGGCAACAAUGAGUGGAGCACGUGACUCAUGUGUUACUUUGUAGCACAGUGAGAAUUGUUUCAAAUUGGAAACAUCUCGGAAGGUGCGACUUGUGCGCUGCUACUACCGUGUAUAGAAUGGGUCAAACGCGUUCUGGUCUCUCGUACUGGAAACCAACUGAGACAGCCAAACGGCUCCCUAUCUGCAGAUUUACCCGUGAGGAGCGAAGGGGUGACCGGUUUUACAGGAAUCUGAUGAAAACGAAGCAGUUGCCUUCGCCAGGGACAGGUCAACCGGAGGUGGGGCUUGUAAUCGGAUCUGGAGAUUCGGAAACCCUUCGUGGUCACGGGCGAGGAAAGUUGUUGAGAGGCCAGACCGAGUCGGCGGUAGUGGACUACACCACCCCGGUCGCCGAAUACCCAUCUCGAAUUCAUUAUGAAAACAUUCAGGCUCUCCACAGUGACGCUGUGAGCAAGGGAGCGGCCGACUCUUCCUUCGAUGCGACAGGCUUGGAUACGCUGGCCAGAGGAUUCGAAAGAACCCGCUGCGUGGUUACGCAGCGCAGCAGCCCAGAAACAACUGGGGAGGAUCAUGUCGGGAAUGCCCCGGCUUGGGCCAUGGAAAACAAGCCAUUCGGAUUUGAUAAACAGGGUGGGGUUGCCUCCGAGGUCAGGGCGAUACCGGGGGCUGUACCACCGGAUGGUUCAGUCCAUUGGCGCAUAUCUGGAGAGGAGAAUUUAAAACUGACCCUGGCAUCACUGAGCUUGCAUUUGGACGAGCCUCUGACAAGUGGCGUGUCAGAACCGAUAAGGUAUGAGAUACCACACACAGAGUUAGAAAUUACUAAAUCUAACUUUCUCACUGCUUCUUGUGAGCCCGAAGCUGUCAGGAAAAAUGAACAAUGCGGUUGUUCCGUUGAGUCGGGGAACCAGGAGGACCCCUCGACUAACUCUCAAAGUCCACUAGGUAGCCAACGUUUCCCUGGUACUAUCCCAAAGCUUAUUAUAACCAGAGAUCCAAGCCCCAGUCGGACUCAGGAAACACUAGACCCAAGGACCAUGGAACUCGGAGUCGGUGGAUCAUCCCUGGAUCCAAACGCCGAUGAUGAGUCCCCCUGCUCGGACAGUGGCUGGGGAGGCUCCCCGGCGCUAAUGCGCUUUCACCGAAAGCUCUCCAACUCGUCCUCCGCCGGCUGCGUAUCCUCCGCCUCGUCGUUUGAGGAGUCCGAGGAGGACUUCACCGGCAGCGACAUCGAGUCCAGCCUGUCCCCAGUCAUUUGCAACAUGCUGGGCAGUCCAGACGAAGGAAUGGGGACCAAGCAAUGGCAGAAGCUGAAAACUAUGGUGCACUGGUCUCCCUCCGUGUCCUUUAACAAGCGCUAUCCCUGGGUGCAGCUCGCCGGGCACGCAGGUAACUUCCAGGCGGGGGAGUAUGGGCGUUUGUUGAAGCGCUACUGUGAGUGUGAGCAGCUGUGCCUGUUGAAGCUGAUGGGGGACAUUCUGCAGCCCUAUGUCCCUGGCUACUACGGCGUGGUGCAGAGGGACGAACAGGACUACAACCUAAUGGACGACCUCCUGGCUGACUUUGACUCUCCCUCCAUCAUGGAUUGCAAGAUGGGCAGCAGGACUUACCUGGAGGAGGAGCUACUGAAGGCCAGGGAGCGUCCACGGCUCCGCAGGGACAUGUAUGAGAAGAUGGUGGCCGUGGACCCUGGGGCCCCUACGGAUCAGGAGAGGGCCCAACAAGGCAUCCUGAAGCCCAGAUACAUGCAGUGGAGAGAGACCCUCAGCUCCACUGCCACCCUGGGCUUCCGCAUCGAGGGCAUCAAGAGAGCGGAUGGGACGUGCAACACCAACUUUAAGAAGACCAAACACCGGGAGCAGGUCAUGCAGGCUCUGGGAGACUUUGUUGAUGGGAACAUUCAGAUCCUGAAAGUCUACCUGCAACGUCUGGAGGAGCUGCGAUCUGUGCUGGAGAAGUCCCAGUUCUUCAGAACACAUGAGGUGGUGGGCAGCUCCCUGCUGUUUGUGCACGAUGCGUCAGGCCAGGCCCGUGUGUGGAUGAUAGACUUUGGGAAAACGGUGCCCCUGCCUGCCCCCCUCACCUUGGACCACCGGACCCCCUGGAUCGAGGGCAACUGCGAGGAUGGCUACCUGUGGGGUCUGGACAACCUCAUAGACAUUCUCAGUACCAUGCUCCCCCCCAGCCGCUGAGAAAGAGCGGGCCGUGUGAGAGAGUACAAAGGGAUGGCCUGGAAGAGAGAGGAGGAGGAUGGAAAGAACACUCUCAUCCUAGUCACAGAUGGAGAAUGAAAGUGGGGAAGAACAAAUGGAACUGGUCAUUACCCAAACUAGAAUGUGAGACUGGUGAGAUGGAGGGGAAAGGAAAGAAGGAUGACAGUGAAAGAGAGGCAAACGGAGGAGCACACAGAACAUGGUGGACACUCUUUAGUCAGAGUGAGGAAACCUGUCCACACGACUAGCGGUGUGUCAUCCCUCAUCAACUUCUCUCAUUAUAAGAGCUAUGACGUCAACUAUCACUGCAGCACGUACACACAGACACACUACUCUUCCUUCAUGAUCACAAGUAUGGUGAUAAUGUACUGUACUUUUCCAAUGGGAUAUAUCCUCAAGUGACCAAUGGAGAACAUUUUAUUUUCAUUAUGGACCACUUGACUUUAUGCUUUUUAAACUAUUUUAUAUAUUUGUCAACACUAGAAACACUGGGGGAAAAAACGGUAUAUGUAACCUUUAUCUGGUACUUAGCCUUUUAAUGUAAAUACAGUUUUAUUUAAUCUGUUUGCCUUCACGAGUAGCCUCUUUACACUUUGUAUUUUAUCUGUGCCUAGAUUUUGGGAUUGGAGGCAGAUUAUUUUUUUUAUAUAUCAUUCCAAAGUUUGCUGGAGAGUUGACCCAAAGUCUGUAACUUUUGUAUUUUUUUUGUAAGUAGGAUGGUGAAAACUGGAGGCUGUUGAUUGGCAGAGUUGACCCAGCAGAUAAACUAACAGUGGUUCCCAACCAGGGUUACUAGGACCUCUGGGGGUACUUGGUCGAUCCACAGGGCGGUACUUGAGAAUAUUUAAUGAGACCUUACUGGUAAAAAGUACAUGAGGGGGUACUUCAGGGGUACUCUGGACAGAGCAAAAUUCAGCUGGUGCUAUAGUAACCACAAAUGGUUGGGAACCACUGGACUAAUGGAUCUUAAUGUUUUUUUUUCUUUAUUUUCUCUCCUAGUGGGGCACGUGACUUGGUGGUCAUGGCGAACUAGACUGUAUUGCACAAAUGGGUUCCUCCCAAAAGCCAUUGAACAAAGCUAGCCCUGCCUCUGUCUUUGAAUAUGGAUUCCCUCUGGUGUCCCAGGUUCUUAUAAGCAAACCAUUUUCUGGUGAAAGGAAAUUGAUCAAUCUGCAUAGGUGUGACCAUUUAUUCCUUCAGUUCGGUUCAUAGAUUCUUCUGGACUGGGUAACGAUUGGCCUGACAACUGAAAUGACUAUUUGAACAACUCACCUGAAACUGGAAUGAAUGAGCUGGUAAACACAGGCACAGGCACAGGUAUGUUAUGACACGUUCAUCCACAAGUCAGACUUGUGUCACUGGAUUUGUAGAUCUGUCAGCCAAUAUUCCCAUCCAAGUCUUCCUACAUAUCCUUAAACAGUUAAGAUACUGUUUGUGUAUUUAUGGUGUGUGUGCAGAUUUCUACAUCUAGAAAAUGGAGGAGCUCUGUGUGUGACUGUCAGCAUUGACAUCAUGGAACUGGAAUUAUGUCUCUACUGUUGACAUCUCUCAAAUAUUCCACACCAUAAAACACAUUCUGGAAUAAUGUAUUGUUUACAAAGUAUUAUAUCUUAUGUACCAUGUAUCCUCUUCUUAACCUGACAGUUACUGGCUUUCAGACUGUUUGUGUGUGGCUGUGAGCUGGACUGUAAGGUUGGGAAAGCCUAAGAUUUUAUAUAGUUUGGAUAAGCCUUUCCACUGUGCUGUACGGUUGCUGGGGGACGCAAAUACAAAUGUUCAAAGGAUUGAGACGGGUCCCUGCUCUCUUUGUCUAGAAUACCAUUGAUUGCAAUAAACUGGAACUAAGAGCUCAAGUCCUUUCUAA
Salvelinus fontinalis (brook trout) is the source of this 4222-nucleotide messenger RNA. RefSeq names its product inositol-trisphosphate 3-kinase C-like. The record is from RefSeq and is a predicted model, not a curated record. Gene Ontology annotation, biological process: inositol phosphate biosynthetic process. Gene Ontology annotation, cellular component: cytoplasm; nucleus. Lineage: Eukaryota; Metazoa; Chordata; Actinopteri; Salmoniformes; Salmonidae. Gene Ontology annotation, molecular function: inositol tetrakisphosphate kinase activity; inositol-1,4,5-trisphosphate 3-kinase activity. Bases 262 to 2337 code for a protein of 691 amino acids. The transcript has 8 exons.